AUGGAAGGAGGUUUGCGGCCGGAGACUCCGCAUCGGCCGCCGCCGCAGGAGGCGGACGUAGGUUGCGACGGUGAGUUGAAUCGCUCGAGGUCGGAUGCGUCGUCUCUGUCUGGAGAGAAUUGCAGAGCUGUUGUUCGCAUCUCGUCGGAUACGACGCCGGUUGAUGGCACCGCAUGGACGAAUGAGAAGCACAAUUUGUAUCUCCACCAUUUGGAAUUGUCAUUUGUUAAACAGCUCCAUUACUCAAAGGCUUUAGAAGCACAGUGCUCAGAUCAGAACCAGGGAGACUCGAAUAUAUCACAUAAAUGGUUAACUCACGUGAAAAAUGCUCCUGAACAGUUUAAGGUUUUACAGAAGGGCUGCUGGCAAAAGAUUAACCACGUCAAGGGUGAGCCUCUUUCUGGUAGUUCUCCUGCUGAUUUGCUCACCUCUCUUAAGAGUAAACAGGUUUACAAUUUCAAGCACAUGCGCAACAAUUUCUGUCUGCCAUCAGCUAAAAUGGCUGAUUCUCUCGAGGGUUGGACUGCACUGAAACACGUCGAAGGGACAAAAUCUCAUAGAUUAAUGACAUUUUCACAGGAAUGUUCCUCCAGUGAUCCAUACCUUGGGGAUUUAUUUGACCUACAGAAAGGUGAUUUAGCUCAACCUUGUUGA
This is a messenger RNA of Striga hermonthica, 654 nucleotides long. NCBI's taxonomy places the organism in Eukaryota, Viridiplantae, Streptophyta, Magnoliopsida, Lamiales, Orobanchaceae. The record is from the annotation of a GenBank genome assembly.